AUGCUCCAUCGACUUAUUGCAGUCAGUACUGUGGCUGCAUUCCUUACAGCCACCCUCUUCUGGUACUCGGACAUUCGUUCAUCUUGGGCCGCCAGAAUGUCGGAUUCUCCCAUUGAAGCUUCGGUGCCCUUUGCGGUCGAGUUGUCGACAGGAAUUGAUGCAGAAUACGAAUUUGGUUCAGUGGUAGUUCACAUCAAGAUCACCAACAAAACGCCGCACCCUAUAUUCCUCCUAAGCUGGCUAUCCCCUCUCGAUCCUAAAGCCGUUGCAAUGGGUACGUUUUCAUUCAUCUCCACCAAGACAAACGAACCAGCGCCAUGCCUAGAUAUCAAACUCAACCGCAAGCCGCCCGCCUUCUUUGCCCCUAGCGACCAUUCCAUUAUUGAGUUGCCCGCGAAUGGCGAGAUAAAGAGAGCGGUGGUCGCAAAACAGCCAGAUGUGGCACUGACCAAGGGCGAGCGAUAUCGGGUCAAGACUGAAGGGCAUUGGAUGACCUUCUGGGUUCAAGAGGACGUGGCGACAGACAUGUCUCAACUGAAGAUGGAGGACGGGAAGAGUGGGGAAUAUGCGAGCAAUGAAAUCGAGAUUGACGUGCCAAAGGAUGCCGACGGAGAGUUGUAG
This is a messenger RNA of Hymenoscyphus albidus, 621 nucleotides long. NCBI's taxonomy places the organism in Eukaryota, Fungi, Ascomycota, Leotiomycetes, Helotiales, Helotiaceae. The record is from the annotation of a GenBank genome assembly.